Molecule: messenger RNA, 3434 nt
Organism: Mus caroli (Ryukyu mouse)
Lineage: Eukaryota; Metazoa; Chordata; Mammalia; Rodentia; Muridae
Gene: Foxo3
Product: forkhead box O3
Biological process (GO): regulation of transcription by RNA polymerase II
Cellular component (GO): nucleus; mitochondrial matrix
Molecular function (GO): RNA polymerase II cis-regulatory region sequence-specific DNA binding; DNA-binding transcription factor activity, RNA polymerase II-specific
Source: RefSeq, a predicted model, not a curated record
UUAGCUGCAGAGACCGAGAGGGUUUUGUUUUGAAAGCUACGUAUGAACCAGAAUGCAUGGUAGACUUUUUUGGUAUGCAUGUCGCGUGUGGCGCAGAAAAGCACACAGUACGGCCGGGAAGCACGGAUCGUGGAAUAAGGGAUUGUGAAGGUGCGAUCUGAAGUCUACAGACUUGGAAAAGUCAAGCACGUAAUCAGCUGCUUUAGCAUACGAAAACUGUUGCCCGCUUCCAGUUAGCUAUCUUCUGUUCCUGCGUUCAGGGCUGGGGCGCACUGCACUUUUCUUCCUGAGUUGCACUUUUCCCACUUAGCCUUAAAAUCCGUGGAAAGCGAAGCACGACUGUCGCCGGGCGUCCCAGGUAGCUGGAGCUCGAGCCUUCGCGGUGCCCCGUCUCUCCCCCGCCGCACCCAGCCUGGGCUCGAGAGGAGAGAGCAAGAGCCCAAGCCGCGGGCGGCGGGCAGGCGGCGAAGAUGGCAGAGGCACCAGCCUCCCCGGUCCCGCUCUCUCCGCUCGAAGUGGAGCUGGACCCAGAGUUCGAGCCACAGAGUCGGCCACGCUCCUGUACGUGGCCCCUGCAGAGGCCGGAGCUGCAGGCGAGCCCGGCCAAGCCCUCGGGGGAGACGGCCGCAGACUCCAUGAUCCCCGAGGAGGACGACGAUGAAGACGAUGAGGACGGCGGCGGCCAAGCCAGCUCGGCCAUGGUGAUCGGUGGCGGCGUGAGCAGCACGCUGGGCUCCGGGCUGCUCCUCGAGGAUUCGGCCAUGCUGCUGGCUCCAGGAGGGCAGGACCUCGGGUCGGGGCCAGCGUCCGCCGCAGGCGCGCUGAGUGGGGGCACGCCGACGCAGCUGCAGCCUCAGCAGCCACUGCCACCGCCGCAGCCGGGGGCGGCUGGGGGCUCUGGGCAACCAAGGAAAUGCUCCUCGCGGCGGAAUGCCUGGGGGAACCUGUCCUAUGCUGACCUGAUCACCCGCGCCAUCGAGAGCUCCCCGGACAAACGGCUCACUUUGUCCCAGAUCUACGAGUGGAUGGUGCGCUGUGUGCCCUACUUCAAGGAUAAGGGCGACAGCAACAGCUCUGCGGGCUGGAAGAACUCCAUCCGGCACAACCUGUCCCUGCACAGCCGCUUCAUGCGGGUUCAGAAUGAAGGCACCGGCAAGAGCUCUUGGUGGAUCAUCAACCCCGAUGGGGGAAAGAGCGGGAAGGCCCCCCGGCGGCGUGCUGUCUCCAUGGACAACAGCAACAAGUACACCAAGAGCCGAGGCCGGGCCGCCAAGAAGAAGGCGGCCCUGCAGGCUGCCCCAGAGUCGGCAGACGACAGUCCUUCCCAGCUCUCCAAGUGGCCUGGCAGCCCCACGUCCCGCAGCAGCGACGAGCUGGAUGCUUGGACCGACUUCCGCUCGCGCACCAAUUCCAACGCCAGCACCGUGAGCGGCCGCCUGUCACCCAUCCUGGCAAGCACGGAGCUGGAUGACGUCCAGGACGAUGAUGGACCCCUGUCCCCCAUGCUGUACAGCAGCUCUGCCAGCCUGUCGCCCUCCGUGAGCAAGCCGUGUACCGUGGAGCUUCCGCGGCUGACGGACAUGGCCGGCACCAUGAAUCUGAACGAUGGGCUGGCCGAGAACCUCAUGGACGACCUGCUGGAUAACAUCGCGCUCCCGCCAUCGCAGCCAUCGCCUCCUGGCGGGCUCAUGCAGCGGGGCUCCAGCUUCCCGUAUACCGCCAAGAGCUCCGGCCUGGGCUCCCCAACCGGCUCCUUCAACAGUACCGUGUUUGGACCUUCGUCUCUGAACUCCUUACGUCAGUCACCCAUGCAGACUAUCCAGGAGAACAGACCGGCCACCUUUUCUUCCGUGUCACACUACGGCAACCAGACACUCCAAGACCUGCUCGCUUCAGACUCACUCAGCCACAGCGACGUCAUGAUGACCCAGUCGGACCCCUUGAUGUCUCAGGCUAGCACCGCCGUGUCCGCCCAGAAUGCCCGCCGGAACGUGAUGCUUCGCAACGACCCAAUGAUGUCCUUUGCUGCCCAGCCUACCCAGGGGAGUUUGGUCAAUCAGAACUUGCUCCACCACCAGCACCAAACCCAGGGCGCUCUUGGUGGCAGCCGUGCCUUGUCAAAUUCUGUCAGCAACAUGGGCUUGAGUGACUCCAGCAGCCUUGGCUCAGCCAAACACCAGCAGCAGUCUCCCGCCAGCCAGUCUAUGCAAACCCUCUCGGACUCUCUCUCAGGCUCCUCACUGUAUUCAGCUAGUGCAAACCUUCCCGUCAUGGGCCACGAUAAGUUCCCCAGUGACUUGGACCUGGACAUGUUCAAUGGGAGCUUGGAAUGUGACAUGGAGUCCAUCAUCCGUAGUGAACUCAUGGAUGCUGACGGGUUGGAUUUUAACUUUGACUCCCUCAUCUCCACACAGAACGUUGUUGGUUUGAACGUGGGGAACUUCACUGGUGCUAAGCAGGCCUCAUCUCAAAGCUGGGUACCAGGCUGAAGGAUCACUGAGGAAAGGGGAAAUGGGCAAAGCAGACCCUCAAACUGACGGAAGACCUACAGAGAAAACCCUUUGCCAAAUCUGCUCUCAGCAAGUGGACAGUGAUCCGUUUACAGCUUGACACCUUUGAGACUCCCACGCCGCUUCCCUAACCCAGCAGAGACUGUUAGCAGCCCUGGCCCUGGGUGAAGCCCUGACCCGUGGAACAGAACUCUAUAACGUAUGCAAAAUCUAACUCAUCUGCAAGUGACCUGCCAGCGUGGACAGCACCCAUCAGCACCCCCCACUCCUUCAGAGCACACCGGGACCCCGUUGGCUACUCCGUAGUGUUUUACUAUCAUGAUGGUUUAGGGGAUAUUUUAAGUGUCAUUUUGUGUUUGUUUCCUUUGACCCUCUGAGUUUUCUACACACAGUAACCUGCAGUAUUUUUCUGUUGAAAAUGUUAACUGUCCUUUCCCUAGCACACUUAAAAGCAGAAGGAAAGUGUUGUAUCAGUUCCCAGUCUGGCCUUGAGCAUCACAAGCUUUUGAGCCUGUGGGACCCCACAAACUUAACACAUUGCAUAAACUAACGGGUGGGGGGGGGGGGGGGGGGCGGGUAUUCCUUCUUUUAUUUGGUAGAAAAUUAUCCUUUUCUAAAAACUGAACAAUGGCACAACUGCUUGCCCUGCGUGCCCGUCCAGGACCGAACUAUGUGUAGGCGAAGCAAACAGAGCCAGGCAUCUGACCCAGUAGUUUCCAGUUCUGAGUCAGGGGGUGGUCUGUGGGUGGAGACCUUGAUGCCCACUCCUCAGUGGCCUGCUCAGUGGGGCUGUGGUCUCUCGCCAUCAGCGGUAGGCGGUGUCUCUGCUCUUAGGAACUAGGGCCUCUUCAGGAAAGCAUCAGCUUAGCCUCUGCUCGUUGCCAAAUGCCACGAAUGGGUUUAGUCUUAAGGAGAAAAGAGAAA